CGGAAGUGCGCUGGGGAUGAGAGGAAGCGGCGGGGUUGAUGGAAGAGAGAAUGUCUGGAGAAAGCGCGGUGAGUCCAGUGCCCGCAGCGUCGACGCGCACCACCUCCUUCAAAGGGGCGAGCCCAAGCUCCAAGUACGUCAAGCUGAAUGUGGGAGGUGCUCUGUACUACACCACAAUGCAGACCCUAACCAAACAGGACACCAUGCUGAAGGCCAUGUUCAGUGGCAGGAUGGAGGUGCUAACAGACAGCGAAGGCUGGAUUCUAAUUGACCGCUGCGGAAAGCACUUUGGCGCGGUUCUGAACUACCUGCGUGAUGGCGCUGUGCCCCUCCCAGAGACUAACCGCGAAAUUGAGGAACUGCUGGCCGAGGCCAAGUACUACCUGGUCCAGGGGCUGGUGGAGGAGUGCCAGGCUGCCCUUCAGCAGAAAGAGACCUAUGAGCCUUUCUGUAAAGUUCCUGUGAUCACAUCAAACAAGGAGGAACAGCGACUAAUCGCAACUUCUAAUAAGCCUGCAGUUAAGCUGUUGUACAACAGAAGCAACAACAAAUAUUCCUACACCAGCAACUCGGAUGAUAAUAUGCUGAAGAACAUCGAGCUGUUUGACAAGUUGUCUCUACGCUUUAACGGCAGAGUGCUUUUCAUAAAGGACGUCCUUGGUGAUGAAAUCUGCUGCUGGUCCUUUUACGGGCAGGGCCGAAAGAUUGCUGAGGUGUGCUGCACCUCCAUAGUGUACGCAACAGAGAAGAAACAGACCAAGGUUGAGUUCCCCGAAGCCCGAAUCUAUGAAGAGACUCUGAACAUUUUAUUGUACGAGACCCAGGAUGGACGCGGACCGGAUAAUGCUCUGCUGGAGGCGACUGGAGGAGCAGCAGGUCGGUCUCACCACCUUGAGGAGGAGGAGGAGCGGGAGAGGAUCGAGCGGGUCCGGAGGAUUCACAUCAAGCGCCCAGAUGACCGAUCGCACCUCCAUCAGUGAGGCUUCUCAGCUUCUGUUCGGCUGAGCCUCAGCAUAGGUCUAACUUCUAGUCCUUUGCCCAUGCCCUCCCCGGAGAAAGAGAGAAAAUGAGAACUUUGCCACAUAAUGGGGUUCCUGCAGAGUUUGAUCAUAGUGAAUGAGUUAAAAUUAAUCCAGAAAACUCAGCCAGACUGAGGGACUCCUGAUAAUAUGCAGUACACGGAAUGCUAAAGUAUGGACAUAUUCUUACAGACGGCAAAAUCUAGUUUGGAUAUCAUGUUUGCACAGUUAAAUUCUAGCCUUAAAAGCUGCCCUAAUUAUUGAAGAGGCAAAACACUUUUUCUCUUUUUUAAAUUGUACAUAACAUAUUCACCUGUUGCUCUACACAGAAAAUGUAACUGCAGCUAAUUUAUUUUCAUCGUUUCUCCAAAAGUAGCUCUUUCAAUCUUGACAGACCCAACACCCUGAUUAGAAUUAACUGAAAAUGGAGAUGCACAGCAGGUUAAUCAGUACCUGAGAGGUUAACGUUUUAAGCUUUGUGUUCUCACAGUGACUUCAUGCUAAACAGCGGCCUGGUCCCUUUUUCAAACACUGCUGACCCUGCUGUAUGUUUCCAGCAUUUUGUCACUGCUAUUUCUGCCUGUACUAAUUGAUGUUGCCAAGUCACAGAUGUAGCUGAACAAAAUUUCAUUUUCUUCCGUCCUAUCAAAUUAUAUUCCUCAUUUUUUUUCAUGAAGUGGUAAACCUAGGUUUUUUGUUUUAGAUACUGGCUCCCUGAUUCAUCAAAAUAAUUAGGAGGCUCGAUUUAGUUCUUGCAUUCCCUUGCGAACCUAGAGGACUGUAACCAAUUGCUUUUCUUACUAAGAUUUACAUAGUGCUAAAAUUGAUUUCCUCAGUCCUUGCAGAUGAGAAAAAGUCUUUUUCUUAUUAUUCCCAAUGUUCAGUCAUAAUAGACCUGUAACACUCCACUCCCUUCCCAUUGUUUAUCUCUGGGCUGUUCCAGUUUCAACUUUUUGCCAUGCAGGCAUUCAGUUUGACUCAUGAGCUGCCACUCAAUCGUGCAUGGGAAGGGACUUAUGGAGAUUUUUUUUCCAACAAUAAUGGAUGAUGGAAGGGCUAACUUUAUUGUCACGUGCACAAUGUAAGCAUGCUCACAGGGGUGUACUUGUGUUGCCCAGUAGAUUUUUCUUGGAUCCCUUUGGAUUUAUCUCCACACUACACGCACUUGACCAUAAAUCACUGUAAAUUGAUGUUAGUGGGAACAGAAUGUGUCUGUAGCAUUCCUGAUUUCAAAUGUGUGUCAGUUUUUUGCCAAGCCAGAGAGGAUUUCUGUUUCUGAUCAAAAUAGGUACCAGAACAGUAUAAAUUUUUUGUUUUAAUUAUUACUUCUGUUGGCCCAAAAUUUGGUUGUGCACAUGGUUUACGGUGUUGGCACUUCACACUAAACAUCCAAUUCCCUAAUGGUGGAACCCACUCACUAACCACACCCCACCGCCCAAAUCGUCUGAGAUAAGGAUUGCAUUUACAAAGAGAAUCUAGUUAUUUUAUCUGCUUAAAAAAACACAAUCUUAUAUUGUUUUUUUAUUUGGAGCACAUCCUGCACUUCGGACGGUAUUAGUUUUGAGUUUGGAAGUCAAGUUGAGUGGAUUGCAGAAGUCACAGACAAGGGCAGUGCCAGCACUGAACCACAGUGUAAGAGUGGGUGAUGCUGUGCCCACCCUUGCUAGAGAUAUUCUAUUGAAUGACCUAAAGAAACUCACUCUAGAGGGAACUAAUAAGACUGUAGUAUUUGCUGAGAGAAAAGCAUUCAGGUGUAAGAGCUCCUUCCUUUGUCUUGAAUCCAAACUGCAUCGCUGUUCACACAGAUCAGCACUUAGCAGUUAACAUUUUGGUUUUUCUUUCGUUACUGCUGGUCACGUGAAAUAAUUACCCAACUAAGUAAAAUGAUUGAUCAACUCUAAGUCGUUCAAUAAGUGAAAAUGAAAGAAAUCAGUUUGUAGUCCUGUCAUUGGGUUUUUAAAGCACAAUGGAAUUUUAUAGCCUGUCAAUUGUACUGUGGGGGGAGGGGGUGUAGUGAGGAGAGGAAGUCACUUAGAAAUACAAUUAGAUUAUAUAUUCCCAAACUUGGAUUCUAUUGGAAAGAACGUUUUGAGUUAAGUACAGUAGCGUGAAGCAAGUUGGCUGCUAGUGUUGGCAGUACUUUAAGAACAUGAAUCCAGACCAUCACAUAACCAUUAAAAUAAAAACUAAAUGCUGCAGAUGGUAGAAAUCAGAAAUAAAAGCAAUGCUGGAAAUACUCAGCAGGUCUGGCAGCAUCUGGAGGGAGAUACAGAGUUAACAUUUCGAGUUGAAUACGACUCUUCAGAGCUCUUGAUAAGCAUCUGCAUCAGACCACUCAUUAAACCAGAUACCAGUGCUGGUGCAGAAAAUUAUGUGGGAUGGUAUGAAUCUAUCUAAUCCUUUAAAGGCAUCGAAACAAGAGAGCAGGUCAUUGCACCAGUCUGUUGAAUCUAGCUGAACAAUCAUUAAGUUUUACUGUCUGACCUCAUUUUUGACUGGUGCACUAUUUGUUCUACAUCACAUUCUGAGGGGACAAUGGGAGAGAAACUGAUGAGUGAGCUUAUCUGUAGUUAGUUACAAAGUUAUAAUGUAUUAUUAAUCAGCAAUGUGUGGUUAUAUAUGAUUUGAACCUAUUAACGAAAACGGUUACCCUGGUGCUGCUUUUUCACUGAUCCAUUGAAUCAGUAUUUAGAUAUCAAAUGAAGUUUAACCCAUAGAAUGGAGGUAGUUGCCUGAUAGAGGAGAUCAGGGAUUACUACUAGUACAUCAGCUGGUGAAGUAACGCUGGUAAACUGCAGCUAACCAAUAAUUAGGACCAAUGAUUUACUGUUACUCAAACGCCAACAUUUUUGUUCGCUACUUCUGGGAUUUUUUUAGGCAAAGUAGCAACUGUUUGGUGCCAAAACACUAAAAAUGCAACAAGUGUUGAUACAUUCAUGAAACUGUACAAACUGAUGCAGCCUACCAGUAAUCAGAAAACUGUUAAAACUGUUACAGUUGCAGAAUCCCUUUGCAAAGACUUCCUUAACUAGUGAGCGUUAAUCAAUCCCAUCCUUUCUUCAUUCUCCAUGUAACCACUGUGUUGAUGUCUUUACAGAAAAGCUGACUUUUCAAGCCCCUACAACCUGAACCUACUCCACCUCGAGUCCUCUAGCAUUUAAAAAUUGAAAGUAACACCUGUGUAUCUGCUUAAUUGUGACUUCACGUUGAAGGGAAAACACACCUCAUGCCCCUACUCUUAUCUGACCAAUUUUCUGCUGUGCUUUCUGUUGACUUGCAUGGUUUUCUGGCUGCCCGGUACUUUUAUGAUUUAGAAGGCACUCCCUCAAGUGUUAACUUGGCUUGGUGGGGAAUACCUCUGAGACAGACGGUUGUGGAUUUGAACACACAACCCAAGAUAAUACUUCAGAGUAUUUCUGAGGAGGUGCUACAUUAUCGGCCUGUAGAGGGGACAUUAAAAGCUGGAAAGGGAUGACGGAUUUGGUAUCAUUGGUGAAAUAAGAUCAUGUGAGCUGAAACAAAAACAGAAUUACCUGGAAAAACUCAGCAGGUCUGGCAGCAUCGGCGGAGAAGAAAAGAGUUGACGUUUCAAGUCCUCAUGACCCUUUGACAGAACAGCCAUCCAUUCUUAAU
Molecule: messenger RNA, 4652 nt
Organism: Carcharodon carcharias (great white shark)
Lineage: Eukaryota; Metazoa; Chordata; Chondrichthyes; Lamniformes; Lamnidae
Gene: kctd10
Product: potassium channel tetramerization domain containing 10
Exons: 7
Coding region: 39-980 (313 amino acids)
Biological process (GO): protein homooligomerization; protein ubiquitination; negative regulation of Rho protein signal transduction
Cellular component (GO): Cul3-RING ubiquitin ligase complex
Molecular function (GO): protein binding; ubiquitin-protein transferase activity
Source: RefSeq, a predicted model, not a curated record